GUAAGGAAACAAAACAACAAAUUGUUUUACCAGUAUUUUACCAUGUAGAUCCAUCGGAUGUACGACAUUUGAGAGGAGGUUUUGGAGAAGCACUAGCUAAACAUCAGGAGAGGUUCAAGGAGGACCCGAAGGUGCAGAGGUGGGAGGAAGCCCUAAAAGAGGUUGCCGGUUUGGCUGGAGAACAUUUGGAAGACAGGAGUCAAUAUGAAUUUAUGGUUAAAAUCAUUCAAUGGGUGGACUCAAAAGUUAAAUCUACAUACCAGUUAGACAAUGUUGAGUAUCCAAUUGGACUAGAUUCUCAUCUAAAUGACUUGAAUACUAAGUUAGAAAUCGGAAGAAAUGACAUUACUCUCAUGAUAGGGAUUUAUGGAACUGGUGGAAUUGGUAAAACAACUCUCGCCAAAGCAGUCUUUAACUCAAUUGGACAUCAAUUUGAAGCUAGAUGUUUUCUAGGAAAAGUUAGAGAGAUUUCGAGUCUAGUGGACGGUCUGGCCAAACUGCAAGAGAAACUUCUUUUUGAUCUCUUAGUAAACUUUGGAAGUUUUAAUAUUGGCAGUGUUGGAGGCACUGAUGUUAUAAAGCGUAGGCUCUGCUCUAAAAGGGUACUUAUAAUUCUUGAUGAUGUGAGUGACUUGUGCCAAUUAAAACAACUAGCUGGAAAUCAUAAUUGGUUUGGUCCAGGAAGUAGAAUAGUAAUAACAACAAGAGAUCAAUGUCUAUUAACUUCUCAUAAAGUUGAUUCAACCUACAAAGUGCAAGAAUUGGACGACAACCAAGCUCGUCAGCUAUUUAGUUGGCAUGCAUUUGAAAGAGACACUCCAGUUGAAAGUUAUGUAGAACUCACAAAAGAUAUAAUAGGUUAUGCUAAGGGCCUUCCACUAGCUCUUAGAGUGCUUGGUUCAUAUUUGCAUGGUAGAAGUAUACAAGAUUGGAAAAGUGCAUUGAAAAAGUAUAAAGAAGUCCUCCCAAGGAUAUUUAUGAAAUUCUUAAAAUAA
Molecule: messenger RNA, 995 nt
Organism: Juglans microcarpa x Juglans regia
Lineage: Eukaryota; Viridiplantae; Streptophyta; Magnoliopsida; Fagales; Juglandaceae
Product: disease resistance protein RPV1-like
Exons: 2
Coding region: 213-995 (260 amino acids)
Biological process (GO): defense response
Molecular function (GO): ADP binding
Source: RefSeq, a predicted model, not a curated record